This is a messenger RNA of Macrobrachium nipponense, 11145 nucleotides long. RefSeq names its product tubulin polyglutamylase TTLL5-like. The record is from RefSeq and is a predicted model, not a curated record. Gene Ontology annotation, molecular function: tubulin binding; tubulin-glutamic acid ligase activity. Gene Ontology annotation, cellular component: cilium. NCBI's taxonomy places the organism in Eukaryota, Metazoa, Arthropoda, Malacostraca, Decapoda, Palaemonidae. Gene Ontology annotation, biological process: microtubule cytoskeleton organization; protein polyglutamylation.
GGGUUGCAGAUGUCACGUGACCGUGACGUCACACUGCGGGGGUAGGUAGAGAGUCAGUUUGUUUACAUGCAGUGGAGGAACAUGCACAGGAUCUUCACUUAGGAAUGCUGAGCUUUAGAUGAUCGAUGAAAAAGCCGCCUAUUCCCAGCUGACCCCACAUCGCCUUGGAACUGGAAUUGUGCCAAGGACGAUGAACUCCCUAAAGGAACACCCCACCUAGUCAACGCCCAAUCCCUCAUCAUACCUCGUCGUCUUUUCCCUCUCUACCUGAAAAUACCUCUUGCAGAAUCAUUCCCAUCCGUUCAAAGCAUCCUGCUCCCUGACCAAGCAACGAGGAAAGAGGCCUCCAAUUCUAAGUGGAUUUAUUUCUUCGUUUUCGUGGCUGGAUGGAGAUUUUGUCUUGGAUCGCUUGAGUCAUUUUUGUCUUGAGUUAAUUCUUCGUGGUGUUGAUCAUUCCUUAGCCUAAGUGCAUGUUCAGUGUUUUAUUAUUUAAUAGUUUAUAGCUUUUCAGUAUCUAGUCAGGUGUGAAUUUAUAUGUUUUCAGAGAUAGUUUAUUUUUAUAAUUUUUUAUUUAAAUGUUAAAAGUGCUUCUUUGUAGAAUAUUAUAAUGGAGAAGCUAUCUGCAAUUUCCUCUCGAUCUGACUCUCCCGUGAAGAGUGCACGGAAAGGGGAUCAGAAAGUUCAGUUUUCUGACGAUGCUGAAUUCAGACUUCAGGGCCAUAAAGUAUGCGGCAAGCCCCCCGAAGUACCUCGUGCUCCACCGUACAGCCGGAGCAGUAGUCGUAUGAGUGGGAGUAGCAGUAUUAGCAGCAGCAGUUGCAGUAGUAGUUCAAGCACAGGUACAAGGUUUAGCAGUAGUGCUGGAAGCAGCAGUAACUCUGCUCAAGAGCGGGGAAAUAGAUUGGGGGAUAGUUCAUCCAGAUGGACUUCCUCGUUAGAUCGUAAACGUGCCGGUUCUCUUCGAAAUAAGUCGUCGGAUCGUCCCCCGAAGAGUGAUAAUAGUCGUAGCCACUCCCUCGACAGGAGAAGAGCUGACAGCUCGCGUCGAGAAAGUGCCAGUCCCGUUGGUUCGAGCUCAGAGAGGAAGAGGAGGGAGUGCGAUGGGAAAGAUAGUCAGAAUAAAGAGAAGAAGCCCAAAACUAGAACUGGGGGCACAGCCCACAACAGAAGCUAUUCUGGGGAACGUCCAAAGCUCCCAGCUCGUCAGAAGUUGGCUCCUCCUAGUCUGCCCCCAAGUGGAAAGGGGGACCAUUCCAAAAAGGAAAAUAUUUUUGAACAAAAAGUGCCAUUGCAGACUGAAGAGAAGAAGCCUGGAAGGUUUACCAUGGAAUGGGCACAAAGAAUGAAACGAGCAGCAUCGAGAAGCCCAAGCCGCAGUCUCAUUGAGAAGAGUGGCAAAGAAGAUAAAGAAAAUGUCAGCAAUGAGAAAUUAUCAGAUAAGAGCAAAGACCAGAAAAGUCAAGAAAAGAAAGAAAGAGGAAGAUCCUUGAAGAGAGAAAACAGAAAUGGCAAAUCGAGCAGCAGUGGAAAGAACAAAGGUGAAGAUGUGAUGACAAUCAUAGGAGACGUUAUGUGGUGGGGAUCGGGCAGUAGGAAGACUGGUUACCUGUUGUUCAACUAUGCUAACUUAGAAGAAACACCAAAAGAUUGUACAGCGUCUAAGUAUACGAUGACGUUCAAGUUUUCCCAGGCAGAUUCAAAGCUGAUAAGAAUGCUGUUAGAAGCCCAUGGGUUUUCAGAGGUGGACUCCUCCAGCUCUUUCUUCAACUUGUACUGGGGGAAUGCCCAUUUCAACCCCAAUGAAAUUCGUCAGCUUCAAGACUGGCAGAAAGUGAAUCAUUUUCCAAGGUCAUCUGAAUUAACAAGGAAGGACCGUUUGUAUAUGAAUAUCAAGAGAAUGCAGAGGCAGUUUGGAGUGAAGAUCUUCGAUUUCAUUCCGACAAGUUUCAUUCUGCCGACUGAAUACAGAGAUUUCUGUGACACCCACCUCAGGGAAAGAGGCACCUGGAUUGUGAAGCCUGUUGCAUCUUCGCAAGGCAAAGGGAUCUAUCUUAUCAAUCAGGUUGACCAGGUACCGGCAGAUGAGACAUCUUUGGUCUGUAGGUAUAUUGAUUCACCGCUGUUGGUGGAUGGGUACAAGUGUGAUCUACGACUGUAUGUAGCCGUGACGUCACUGGACCCCUUGGUUGUGUAUUUGUAUGAGGAAGGCUUAGUGCGGUUGGCCACGGUCAAGUACCAGCAUGGAAAGAACCUUUGGAACCCUUGCAUUCAUCUCACAAAUUACUCCGUUAACAAGUUUCAUUCAAACUAUGUACAAAAUGAAGACCCUGAAGUUGAUGAUCAAGGGAACAAAUGGUCCUUGAGCGCCUUCCUUCGACAUCUCAAAAGCCAGGGGAUUGACACGGGAUCCAUGAUGCGUUCCAUUGAAGAUGUCAUCAUCAAGUCGCUGUUGGCUGCAUCUUACCAGAUGAACACUGCAACAAAUAUGUUUGUGCCUCAUCACAGAAAUUGCUUUGAGUUAUACGGUUUUGACAUACUGGUGGACAAUCAGUUGAAGCCUUGGGUAUUAGAAGUGAACCUUUCGCCGUCCCUCAACAUUGACCAGCCUUUAGAUUUGAAGAUUAAGUCAGCAAUGCUGGCUGAUUUGUUUUCUUUGGUUGGUAUUCAAGUGUCCAACCCUUACACAGCUAAAGCAUCAUCUAGACCGUCAUUUUUCCGCAAGUUGCCUUACUUGCGUUACUCAACAGACAACUAUGAAAGAAGCCACUAUGGACGAGGUGCGCCAAUUGUUCCGAGUGCGGAGGAGUUGCGAAUUGUCAGGCAAGUUCGCGAAGAAUAUGAAAGGAGGGGAGGCUGGGCUCGGAUAUAUCCCACUCCAGAUUCAUGGGCUCUGUACGGAGGGCUUCAGGAGUAUGAUAGCCCUCUCAAUUUAGUCCUCCAUUAUCAUCUGUAUCCUCAGGUGCCACGUACAAAUAGAUAUGGACGAGUUGCACCAGGUCGAGUCUCGGGUGUGUCGAGCAGUGGACUAGCAUCCUCCUUGGAGCGACUCACAUGCUACGAACGGGCAUUACCAAAAGGGCUAGCUUUCUUCAGGAACAAGAAAAAUCUGGGUAAAAAGGAGGAGAAGUUGCCAGCAAAAGAUAAAAAGCAAGUCAAAGCAAGUCUUAUGAGAGCUUUGGAGAAUGGGCUGGCACUAAGCAAGUACCAGGCCCGCAUGGCUUUUUCUGUGUACCUUCAGCACGUGCAACGGAGGCUGAUGAUUGGAUGUGAUGAAGAAAAGCAGACUGAUCUUGUGUACCGUUUCCUUAAGUCUGCCGCUCGUACUCUUCAUAAUCCUUUGAAUGUCCAGAACCCAAGUAAAACCUUACCAUCAGAGGCCCGUGCUGUCGUUAUCUCAAAGCAACUGGGAGAUUUUAUUCAGGCCUACACAAAGGAGACACACAUUUACUUGGACCAAGGCACAUCAGCUUCCUGCUCCUCUUUGUCAUCUCAGUGCCCCACUUCUGUAGCCACAUCUUCCGAGCCAUCCACGCCACACGUAUCAUCUCCUCCAUCUACAUCCACUUUGUCCAUUAAUUCUCCACCCACCUGUUCAUCAUCAAUGAGUGCCUCAACGACAUCCAUCAAUAAUCAAGCUUCCACAACAAGUUGUGGUCAUUCAGCUGCAAAUCAGGAGAGUGAAGCCGAAGCUUCAACUUCAGACAGUGUGACUUUUAAGUCUGCUAUGUCGUCAGUAAAGAAAUCCAAAUCAUUUGCAUCUGUCAGCAGUAGUCCCCUGAUAGCCAAAUCCCAUUUAUCAGUUUCAGUGAGCAGCUGUUCAUUGAUGAAUGGGUCAAAGACAUCAGUCAGUCCGCCAACUGCUCGACGCUACAGUUCAAAUCUGUCGAUCAGUAGUCCACCAUCUACUUGUAUGUCUGGGUCUUACACAUCUAUUAAUAGCCCUCCCAUUAUAGCUUUUUCGCCCUCAUUAACGUCCAUCAAUAGCCCACCUUCAGUUUCAGCAAUGGGUUCCACUACUUCAAUAAAUUUCCAACCACCCUCCAAAACCCCCUCUAUAACAUCACUAAAUUCUGUAACUGAUGUUGCAGUGGAAAUCUCUACUUUACCACCCAGAGUAAGGAGGCUUAAAUCAGAUGGAGAUGCUUCAGGACCUAUAAUAGAGGGAGAUGGCACUAAGAUGUCCACCAGCCUAGAUUCAACAGAUUUACAGAAACAAUCAGGUGAACAAACAGACCAGCAACAGCAAGACUCACAGGGACAGCAGCAACAGCCUAACAAAGAUGAACAUAUUACGAUGGAUUUAUACCGAGCAUUUAUGUCCAAUGCUGGAGAGAGUGAUUUAGAAGAGAUCUUGGCCUUGCAAACACGAAUGCACAACUCUGUUGGCGUGUUUUUAGAAACGAACCGAAAGUCACGCUAUAGUGGAGCAACUGGUGCUGGGACAUCUGCAACCACGGGCCAUCCAGCAACGGGAACCUCACGUCCUCGGACGCCAACUGCAUCGCCUCAUGGCUCUCCUCGAAGAAGUCGACGGUCACCUUCAACUGGGAGUCAGGCUCGGCAAACAGAUCCAGUGACAAUAGAGCCACAGGCUCAAACUUCUUCACAGCCAGCACAACAGCCAGAGACCAAUGGCAAGCAGAGUUCUUCGUUUUCCUCACCAACAACAAACACCAGCACCACUCAGUCUUCUACCCCAGCUACAACAACUGCCUCCACUUGUUGUCUGUUUGGCAAUAUCCUCAAGGCCAGUCUAAAAGGAACCCACGCUUCAUUCAUUUCAUGAAAGUGGCACCAUUUAGCCCUGGAAUUUUGUUGUAAAUUUCUCAUCUGCGUUAAGAUUCAACAGCUUUAUUUGAAACUUGUCGAGUAUUUUAUGACAUUGAAUAAAAUUUAUCAUGACAUUUCUUCAAUUUUUUUUUUUUUUUUUCAAGUGUGCAUGCUCUUUUAAUAAAAGCCCGAUUCCAGAUGAAUUCAUUCAGUCUAAGUUAAGUUAAGGAACUUAAAAUUGCAGCUAUAUCCGUAGGUUUAAGAUUAGCACGAAUGAAAAGCUUUAAAGAAAACGUGUUUUUAGGUACACAAUGUUGUGAAGGAGCUUUGUUCAAUUGUGGAUUGUUGUUGCCAACUCUAUCUGAAGUAGUUUUACUUGAGCAUAAGUGGCAGCAAAUUUUCUUGCUUAAUCUGUACACCAGAAGAAUGGUUUUAGGCUGUGUAGAUGCAUGGUGAUGCCUUCGUUAUUUGUUCCUAUAGGAAUGCAAAGCAUCUCCCUUUAUGUAGAAGUAUUCCUCUACACAGGUUGGCAUCAUUUGAUGAAAUUGGUAACAGUAAUAUAUAUCCACUCACAUGCAAUCAUCAAGAGCUUUUUCUUCGGUUUUUCUUCAGUUAAGACAUAUUGUUUGCUCUGACUGACCAAUAGGCUGAAACUUAUAGCUUUUUUUUAUUUUAAGUAAAGUGUAUUUUGUUUUUAGUCCAGCAUUAUUUGAUAAGAAAAUUAAACAAUGAAUGGUAAAGGAUGAAGUAGGUGGGUGUUUGUGUUUGGCGGCUUUAUGUUCAUGGGUCACACUUGUGAGGGUAAGCAACCAGACCACACACUGUUCAACAGUGCUGACUCGGGUAUUUAUGCCAAGCUCUCCCCAAAUGAAGGAGCAGUCCGUGUUCUUGAUUUGUCAUAUCCUAUCAGUGCUUCUUGGGUAGCUUUACUGGAGUUGUUUCCAUUCAAUAUUCUGAGCAAUCCAUCAUUUGCUACUGCUUUUGCUGUUGAGCCUCAUGUAGCAGUUGUUUUGCUUUUGAGGAAAUUCAAGUUGUGUCAAACACAGGGUUUACUCCUGCUACACUGCAUCCUGAAAAGAGUAAGACUUGUGGAUGGAGUAACUGGAAGAAAUGCAAAAGUGUAUCUUCUCCCUCUUCCUCCUCAUCCCCACACUCACCCACCUAUCAACAAUUAGCUACCUCGUUACCAAGUUUCAAUGACUGAUUGCAGCUUGCGCAAAGGAAUAUGCAUACCUAAAAGGUGAUGGUUCGUUUUCCCUAGGAAAAAUAUAAAUUUUUAAAAAUUUGUGAUUUUUUUCACUCUUUCUAGUCCAAUUUCUGGAAUAUACAUUUUUGCCUUAUUCAUACAUGCUAACAGUGUUAUUCUUCCGAUGGAUAAUUUUUCCUCUGAGCAGAGGAAUGAGGCUAUACAAGAAUUAAUCCUUACUUAAGAAUUGUCUUUCCUAAUAAAUAGGCCUAUAUAUUGUGAUUUAUGCUCGAACAUGUAGGAAAUAUUUUUGGUAGCUGGUGUAACUUUUGUUAGGUUCAAUUGGAAAAUUUCAUUAUUUUGGAAUCACAACUGAUACCUUACCAGUUAUGUCGUAUCACUUAAUCUCUAUUAGUUUGCCUAAUUCUGGUUAAAUGUUUAUUUCUUCCAUUCCUCUUUGAAAUGCAGGUUUCCAUUCCGUCUUUAUGGUGGUAAUUGCUGUCGUUUAAUUUGAGGUUUUGUCUGAAAGUUUGAUGUCGAAACUGUCUUUUUUUUGUUUGAAUUUAUUUAGUUUAUUUAAGCCUGAUGGCAGUGAUCUCUCUGUUAAUAGAGUAGUUUAAAAAGUAAAUGCUUCCGUUCUAAUCUUUUCCAAAUUUUUUAUAUCUUUAGGUCAGUCUUUAAAAAUGGUUUGUUUGGAAUGUGCUAAGCUUGUUUUAAAUAGCCACUAUUGUAUAGGGUUGAAACACAUUGAAUGUAGAUGGUUUUAACUUCACAUUUGGUUACGCAUGAUUUGGGUAAGUUGAACUUCAAAGUGUAAUUGAAGCAAGAUACUGUAGCAUUAGGUGAUGGUUCGUUUCCAGAGUAAUAGAUUUGCCAUGUAAAUAGACUAUUAUUAAUAUUAUAUAUAUCUCUUUUAUAAUGUAUCAGAAAUCUUUUGUUGGUUAGGGAUUAAAAUACCAUGUAAAUAAAUACAGUAAUAUAAAACAUCUAAAGGUGCCAGAAGGUUGGUAAGCUUGAAUGUACAAUAACUUCACAUGACUAUUAAUGACCAGGAAGAGAAUGUACUGCAUUAUUAUAGAUUAUGAUUACUGUUCAGUUUUUUAAUCUAGUUCUGUGGCAGCUCAGUGGUAUUGCUUGACAACUUUUUACUGUGUUGGUCUCAUGUUCAGUUCCUCGAUAGAUUUUUACAGGCACACGGCCUACAUAGGGCAUACAGGCCUACAUGCCUGGGCCCCUUUGGUCUUAAGACAUUGUGCGCAAGUGUAAUGGCGUGUCCCUAGCCUCUGCUACUCAGUAGUAACCUUUAAACUUUCAUAAGUUAAUGAACAUUCAUAUUUGCUAUCCUUAUCAAUAGUAGACUGUUAUGGUGUCUCAAGAUUAAAUAUCGAAUUAAUUAAGCAUUUUAAAAUUUAGCUGUGUUUUGCUUUGAAAAGCUCCUAAAAAUUGCAAUGUUAACAAUUAUUCUAUAACAUGAAUGUAAUUUUGUUGUCACAUUCAAUUUACAUGAUGCUCUACAUGAAAGCUGAUUAAGGAAUCGUAGGCUAUUUUAAUUAUGGUACUGUUUUAUCAGUCAGUCUGUUUCACACUGGUCAUGUUUUUCAGCAUUAAAAAAUUAAAUUACAUAAUAGUUUGAAAUGGUGGGUCACUGUUACAUUACCAUUAAUCAUUGUUUCUCAAGUGAUUGCUUUUAUCAAGUACUAAAUUUUUCUGUUUGAAAUAAUUUGCUUUUUGAUCCUUUGUUCAAAGAAAGGUACCCCCAACUGCAUGGCUUCUACAGAACAUUGUAGAAAGCACUAAUGGUUCUUUGAAGUAUGUGUUCUGUUCCAGAUGAAAGUUUUUAAUUUAACAUUUUAUGUUAUUCACGUUGCCUCUUAACCUAGCUAUGUAAUUUAUUUAUAUAAUUUUCACUCUUUGUACAACAAAUCCUUCAGAAUAGCCUUAGUCAUAUGUUGAAGUGGGAAGUGGUGGUGUGUGUGAAAUGUUUGGUAGUAAUUCAGGUUUUCACAGCUAUGGUUUCCAAUUCAUUUUUACUCUUCGGGGUAUAUUGACUUAAAGGCAAGGUUCUGUAUACAGUUAAUAUAUUUGAUUAAAUACUAAGCAAAGGUGAAGCAUGCCUUCUCUGCGUGUGCCUCUUGCAGGUGUAGACAACGUGAACAGUCCAUGAAAUUGAUUGGUAGAAAAUCCUGUUAUAUAAGCAUCAUUUAGCUCAACAUUUUACACUGCAUGAAAAGGAAGAAAGAAUGUAGCUUUUAUUUAUCCAUUUAAUUUUGUAUUUAAAAUUCAUUUAUUCCUUCAAGUUGCUAUUACAUAUGUGCAGAUGUUUCCUGAGAGUAGGCCGUUUAAAAAUUUAAAAUACCCAAGCAGAAGAUUUUUUAUAUUGGUUGUUUAGUAAUCGUAAUCCAGAGGUGGUUGGUUGAAUGCUGUUGCUAGGUUUGAGUCCUCUGCUGCUCCAUGCUUUCCUUGGCUGAAAUUCCUGUUCUUACACCAGACGCCAAAGCAUGUUGCAGUGUCUUAUAGGUCUCGGUUUUUUAAGGCAAAAGAUAAUUGAGUGAAUAAGGUAUAACAUCAGGUUUAAUCAAGGAAGUGAGCACACUGCAUGACAAGAGCUUUGUCGAAUUACAUGCCAUUUUAGUGACUUACGAUGUGUUAGCUAUUGCAAAUGUGGUAAUGUGCAUCUAAUGAACAAGAUUACCUCAAUGUUUACCAUAACUUUAAGGACGUUGUUUGUACUUGAAUCCGGUCUGGUUAUAUGUAUUUGGGUACAGUCUCAUUAAGCUCCCUGUGUAAUGUUUUGAUGAAAGGAACCAUUUUCUAGCCUUAUAAAGUCAAGUGAAAGUGUAAUUGUUUUGGAAGGUACAUAUAAGAUUUUAUUUUGCUAUUUCAAAGCUUCCUUUGAUUUCAGUUUACACUGGAUAGUUUUGAACAUCUUGUAAUGAAUUCAUGUCAUAUAAGAAUGACAUUUUAACAAUUGAAAUAUCUCUAGUUUUUAAAUGGUUUGGCUUAAUUUUACUUUGUUCAAGUGUUAAUAAACACAUUCAGGGAACAAAGGCCAUGUGACUUAAACUUGUUUUGAGUUUUAUUCUUAAGAAAUUUUUGGUUUUACUCUUAGAAAUUUUUACUUUCAAAGAUUUAUGUUUUUUUUAUGUUGCCAAAAAGUGGUUUAAAGGUGUAACGUUAUCUGAGACAUCCUUCUCGUCAUCGUAUACAAGUGUUUUUAUUUUUUUCUAUGGUAUAUGGUGGGUAAGUGACACCCUUUGUUGAGAGUACUUCGACGUGUCCCUUUUCCAGCGCACUUUACCACUAUGGAAGGGUCUGGUGAGGCAUCCUACUGGCCCACAACUCUAUAGGUUUCUUCCAACUUACUUAUCAAGUCCCAUUUUACUUCUCAUUUAAGAACAAAUCUUGUGCUUUUGGUACAAGGACUGACAACAGUUCUUUACUAGCAAUACACCUUAAUCAGGUUGUAUUACCUUAACUGUAUUCAUUUGUUAAUGAUUGAUAUUUUCUUUUGUGAGAUACAGUAGUACAUAUAUGUUUCAUUAAUUUUGUUUCAUAGGAGUUCACAGCUGUAAGAGGUGAACCUGAAGAUAAGAUUGUAGUAUCAUUUGUGUGUAAGCUUCUAUUUUAUAAUUUAAAAUCACUAAGGUUGAGGCAUCUUCAUUAUGUUCUUUUAACUAUAAAUGACGACCUUUUCUUGUAUUUUUUACAUUGCUGUCUUUCAGAAUUCCAAAUUUUUGGUACUGUUUUAUUGUAUCACCACAACUUGACAUUGAAGUUUUUAUGCUGUGCUUUUAAGUCUCUAUGUUUAAUACAAAAAUCAUACUAAAAUCUUGCAAAUUUACUGCUACAGAGAUUCGCCAUCUAUUGUUUAUGUUUUAACAUUCAUUCCCAUGGGACUUGGCACUCAUUGGAGUUGUGGUAUUAAAUUAAAAAUGUACCCAAAAUUUUUAUGCUUUGCCUGAAUUGAAAAGCCUGGUGCAUCUGUUUGUUAGUUUUGUGAGCUGAUGUGUUUUUUUUUUCUCUUUUGCAUAAUGUGAUGGUUUUAGUGUCAUUAUUCUUAUUCUUUCUUAGAGCAUGUCAAUUGACAGGCUACUGAAAGGGCAGAAAAAUUAAACUAGACCAAUUCAUCAGCUUAUUGCUGGAAUUUCAUACAAUUUUUGGUGAUAAAUUUGUGGAAGGUUACUCACUGAAGGAAAAUUAUUUUAUAAAUUUUAUAGCCAUCAUAUCCUUGAAUCAGUCUGUAAAAUCAUAAUAGAUAGAAGAGGUGUAGAGAAAAUCAUUUGUCAGUUAAUGUGCUGUCAGACAGGAAUGCAGGUUGUAUUUGUUCACAUUAGUUUUUCUACAUAUUGGUGAGGGGAUGCUUUUCUCCAGAAGGAAUGACAAGCUGGUUUUUAACAAUUGGUAAAUGUUUGAAAGCAAACCAGCUACGAACUGUUAUGGUAGGGAAAAGAGGUUUGAUGGGUGGAGUAACUUGCUGCAUUAAAGGAGACUAUGCAAGAAAUGUACAAGGAAAAUAAGUUUUAAUAUAAAGUUCUAAAUUCAACAUGUAACAAAUAUGCAUGAUAUCCUUUAAGUUUUCUCCUAUAAUUUUUUAUAUAUACGUAAUUUAUUAAAAGAUGCGUUCAAAAGAAAGCACAUUUAUGUAGUACUACUGACAUUUUUAUGUCGUCUAUUACUUCAUAAAUCUGAAUUUAUGAAGUUGAAUGUCCCCACACUUUAGUUGCUUACAGGUUCAUUGUUGAUUAUGUCCUGUGUAGUUGAAGGUAUUAGCAAGCCAUAUCUCGGUGAUAUUGAUUGCUAAAUUUGAUUUUUUAAAAGGAAGACUUUUUGCUCCUGUGCCAAAAGAUAAAAAAAUGUAAAGAAAAUGUUUGAUAAUUUAACUUAUUUGUCACCUGAGUUGAGUACCUCUGUGAACUUAUAGUAUGUACUUCACAAAUUCUGUGUAAUGUACUUAAUAUUUAUUAUUUGCAUGUUAUGAUUAAAUAAGUGGUAUUGAAGCAAAGGAAGGAAUGUAUUUAUUGCUUUGAUGUCACUUGAAUGCAACAUUAUACACAGUAUUAAUAAGGUUAGGUUUCAGUUGCUAAUUUUGAGAAGCUAAAUACACUUGUAUUCUGAAAGCAAUAUCAGAAAAUCUUACUAAGAAAUAAUGCAAUAAAAGGUCACAAGAAGUAACAACAGUGCUCACUAAA